CCUUUUUUUUUUUUUUUUUCCUUCUUCUCUCAUGACUAUAGAUCCUGUGAUUUGUGUUUUUACUGAUUUCACACUGCUCGUCUGGUUUUUCCUAGCUAUCCUCCUUAUUUUGGGACACCGGGACAUUCCCCUUCUCUGCUUAACAAACUCCCCCCUGCUGUGCUGCUGUCAUGCCUGCACAAUCCCUUUUGAAUAUGCAAGGUUAGUGGAUUUUCCACCACAAAAACACCUUCUAUUGCAGAAACACAGCUUUGUUUCUCACACCGGUGUCUGUGAGCACCGAGUGGAUGCGCUGAGGUCGGGAAGCAGCCCCGUGCUGCAGUGUCUGUCGGCAUCUCAAACUGCAGGGCCCUUCGUGAAGUCAUAGCGCCCUUUCAUAAGCCAGGUGGUUGUGCUGAGAGCUCCGCCGUCACUCGGGACCAAAAGCAAUAAAGAGUUCCUUCCCAGCUGUGAUAGCGAAUCUGCGUAGUGUGGCAGACUAAGGAGCUUGGGGUGGGGGACAGGAGAGGCUGUCGGACACAGCUGGAGCUGGGCAGUGGGCUGUGACCCUGGCCCCGAGCGAGGAGCCCGGCGGAGCCAUCCUGGUCCUCCACCUCCCCACAAAUGCAGCACAGGGGCACCAGCCUGCUUCAACGUGGGCUGGGGGCUGUGACCUCACAGAGGCAUCGCCACGUGCUGUCUGUGACCUCAUGGCCGUGUCCCUAUAAAGCACCGGCCACCACCCCACGUCUGCCAGUGCGGUCGUACCUGGCUGUGAGCGAUGGUUGACGACAGCAGCGUUUUCCUAUUCCCCGGCCUCCUGCUUCUGGUGGCCGGGCUCUCCCUGCUUGCCAAGGGCCGGCGCCAACUGGGUGACGGUCUGUGCUGGCGCAAGUGGGGAUGGCAGCUACAAGCAGCAGCACCGGAGCCUGGCACCAAGCAGCUGUGGGGGUCAGGGCGCUGCUGCCCUGGCUGUACGGAGUGCAUCGAGGCCAUACAGGAGCUGCAGCAGCUGGUGCUGUCGGCACUGCCCGGGUGUGAGGCUGCUGCGCUGAGGCCUGACUUCUGGCAAGUGGCAUCGAAGGACGUGGAGGAGCUGCUGGAGCGGGGCAGCCUGUCCUGCUGUGGCUACGGCAUCCCCAGGAGCAAGAGCUGUCCUGGGAGCUGGAGCAACGCCUCUCUGGAGCACCAUGGAGGAGCCCCCACAGAGCCAGAGCCUCCGUGCCAGCCAGCGCCCAGGAAGGAGACACAUCCCGCAGACAUCCCUGAAGAAGACCAACAUCUGGACUCUGCCCUGAGCAAAACCAGCAGUGCAGAGGAGGCUGAUGAGCUUCGUGGGAAGAGGCAGUGCCUAGAGGUUCUGACAGCCCCCAGGCCCCCCAGGCUUGGGAAGCAGGGCUCCAAGCCAGGCAGCGGAGAUGAAGAGCCACCGGCUGAGGUCUCCUCCUCCAUGCAGCCACCAGAAAUGGGGAUGAUCGUGCGUGAGAGUCUCCUUCGCCCAGAUGAGGGGCGACAGCAGUGGGUUGAGGUGUCCCAGCAACCUCUCGGCUUGUCCGUGGACCUCUCAGCACUUCCCAGCCCAGCCAACACAGUGUUACGAAAAGACCAGGGCUGCCAAACUGACUUCGUCAUCGUCCUGAGACCACUGGGGGCUGAUGCUGGUAAUGAGAACCAGCCCCAAACUGCAGCGCCUGUCGACAUCUCAGAGCCGCAGCUGAGGCUUGAGGAGUGCAGCAAGGCCUGCAUGCAGACGGCAAGCAAAGAAAACCUAGAAAGCUCCUCUGGGACAGUGCAGCAGUCAGCUGAAGAGGAGCAUGAAGCACUGCCUGAAAAUGCCUGUUCUGGCCCCCUGCCACCACAAUGUCCCUGUGUCCCCUUCCUCAAAUGCAAGCCUCUCCUCUAUCCGGACCAGGUCAAGAGGAACUGGACGAAGCACGGGGCCUCCAUUGUCUGCCCAGCGGCCUCUGGACCACCACGCUUCCACCCGCAGCCUGUCCAUUUCCACAGGCCCGAGGCCACGUUCAUGCCCAAGGAGCAGCGCGAGGCCCCGGAGCUGCAGCAUCCCAGGGACCAGCUCGACCCGGAGCGCCCAUCCCAGCGAGCAGUGCCCUGGGAGGAGAGCGGCUGGGCAGCCCCAAGGGCUCACACACACUACACCAGGAACGGCUGCUCUGGCCACAGGAUGGACACAGCUCCCAAGGGUGAAAUUGUGAGGACGCCCUUUGGGAUGCCGAACGCGUGGGCAGGACAAGAGCCCACCGCAGUCUACCCAGCCCUCAGGCCCGUGGUCCAAGCUACAAGCCUGAGGCCUGAGCACCGUCGGAAGCACCGCAGACACUUUGUGGGACCAGCCGCAGGAGCCCCACAAGGCCACUGGGGCAGCAGCACCGAGCAGACCGGACGCUCUGACAGCAGCUUCCACCUCCGGGCUGCGGCUGUCCCUCUGAAAGGAAACACCAGUGCGGAGGUGACCACGGCGUCUGAAACAGCUGGGGCUGAGGCAGGCACCAGGGGACCUAAGUGGUGGCCUUGGAGGAAGAAGUGCCCUGGCAAGGUCGAGAGCUCCCCAGAUUGUGGGGCCUGCUCCCAGGGCACCGACAGCCAAGAAAAGUGGACAGGCAGCAACCUCCCUCGGGGAAAUGCACAGGCCAGGCCAGCUCCCAUCUUAGCCUCCACAAGACCCCAGGAGCCCCAUGGCUACUCCAGCUCGUCGUCUUCAGAGCACUGCAGUGCCCCUAUCACCAGAUACCCGUGCUCGUGUCACUUGCGCCAAACCUGUGGCACCCAGGGCACUGCAGCGGAACCGAACAGCAACAGCAUCAGCUCGGUCUGGGAUAGGAUUUGCCGUAGGCAGCAGAAGACGUCUGUAUCACCGCAGAGCUCUACAUCUGAGCGCUGCUGCCAUGCAGGCCACAGGAGAGGCAGGGCCAGCGUCCAUGGAGCUUGUGAUUUUCAAAAGCUCCAAUACUGUAAAUAA
Messenger RNA from Cygnus olor (mute swan), 2956 nucleotides. RefSeq lists its product as uncharacterized. NCBI's taxonomy places the organism in Eukaryota, Metazoa, Chordata, Aves, Anseriformes, Anatidae. The record is from RefSeq and is a predicted model, not a curated record. The transcript has 4 exons. The coding region runs from base 761 to 2956 and encodes 731 amino acids.